This is a messenger RNA of Mycosarcoma maydis (corn smut), 1590 nucleotides long. RefSeq lists its product as uncharacterized. The record is from RefSeq and is a predicted model, not a curated record. The transcript has a single exon. Lineage: Eukaryota; Fungi; Basidiomycota; Ustilaginomycetes; Ustilaginales. Bases 1 to 1590 code for a protein of 529 amino acids.
AUGACUUCGACUUCGCGCUACACCUCGGUGCCUGGCGAGGCUACCGACGAAGCCGACUCGGCUUCAUCAACCACACGUCCAGCCUCUUCCGCCGGCAGAUGCUCACAACGAGAUACCGGGCUUGUCCACCACUUUGCCCGCGCUGGCGUCGCUGGAUCAACCGCGUUCGUGCUCAUCUGCCUGUUCCUCUCGCUCAUGAGCUGGCAUCAAUCCGGUUUCACUUCAUCAUCCGGCUCUGCAAGCAAAAGCUUGUCUUCCGAAAGACGCCGAGACCGCACUAUGAACGAGGCAACAUGCAAAGCUGAAUUUCCGCUCCUCUUUCCUCAGAUUCAAGACAACGUAGCUGCAUGGCAGGCGAAAGGCGGCAUCUCAUACACCGAUCUGGACCAAGCAGCUCGCACGUGUGCUGGCAAUUGGGGCAUGGCUCGCAUCGUGAUCCGAGAUGGUCAGCUGUUCCUACGUCAAGUUCGUGAAGGCGGAGAAUCACGCAUCUCUGCUCUCCUACACCUUGUCCACACAGCUGUGACGACAGAUCCAUCCAGCUUCACCUCAGCCGACGAUCCCAGUAACACGGGCGUAGAACUCGUCCUCUCCGAGGCGGACAAAGACGCCUCUCCCACCAGUGACGCCGUUUGGGUCCUCAGCAAGCGCACCUCGGAGCCCAAAUCUAAGGGUACUUGGCUUCUUCCCGAUUUCGGAUUUGCAGGCUGGCCCGAAACCGGGAUCGCCUCGUUCGCCGAGUUCCUCCACCUCGCCUCGCUGCAGGAUCACCUCGUACCGUGGUCGCACAAAGCCGAUCGAGUGCUCUGGCGCGGCUUGGCCAACGGCUAUGCACCACGAGUCGACCUGAUCUCACGCACAGAUCCUCGCAAGGUCCCAGGAGCCGAAAAAUGGGCAGAUGUGCUGCAGACGAGUUUCCACGAUGUUGGCGACGACUUCCAUCCGAUCAUCCCGAUGCAUCAUCACUGUAGGCACAAGUUUCUCGUGCAGACCGAAGGUAACAGCUAUUCGGGCCGAGGCAAGUUCCUAUGGUCUUGCAGGAGCGUCACUGUUGCGCAUCCUAUGGAAUGGACCCAACAUUUUCAUGCUGCCCUCAACUCCAACGCCAACAGUCGGCAGCAGAACAUGGUCGAGCUGCGCGGCCCUCUUUUCUCUGGCCUCGAGGAAACCGUCAAGCAACUGCAGGCUACCGCACACAUCCCCAGCACACAAGAUCUUGCUUUCAACUACACCAACGGCGGAGGAGCGUUGAAGCUCAAUCCACCGCAACGAAUCGCCGAGAACGCGGUGGAAUCGCUGCGCAACCGAUACCUCACUCCAGCGGCGACGAACUGCUAUCUGAGAGCGGCGAUCAAGGCAUACGCGCGAGUGUUGAAAAAAGACACUUGGCCCAGAGAGGAGAAUGCUGCUGCGUGGGAUGUGGGUGGAGUGGGCAUCGUACCGCAUGGUGGACCGGGCGGCGGCGUCGCACCGGGAAGCGGCAAAGCCAAGGAUUUGGCGGCGUUGGCGGUAAAAGGCGAUAUCGAGUAUGGAGUUUGGAGGCUGAUUGGUAGUCCGGAUUGGCCGCCGGUAGUUGCUAAGCCCAAGUAG